UGCCUAGGUGUGAACCAAGGGUUAGGGCCAGGAAGGGACAGCUGCAGCAUUGGACUGUUGCUGCAGCCACAUAGAGUAUGUGAGUACAGGGGCGGACUGACAACUCAUAGGGCCCCCUGGGCAAUAGGGGAUCAUGGGGCCCCUGUGUCCUUGCCCAAACUCAAAAAAGCCUAUGAAAAAGGUACCAGGGGUAUCUCAUGGGGCCCCCUACUGACCCUGGGCCCUCGGGCAGUGCCCGAGUUUCCAAAUGGUCAGUCCACCCCUGCAAGCAGUACAUUUGUUUUCAAACAAACCCUCACUGACCUCUGUAACUGCAGGCACUGUGGGCAGUUCAUCCUUCUUACUGAAGAGUGUACAGUGUUCAAGAGUCAAGAGACAAGUUGCUUCAUGGGAGCUAUCUUGCUGGAUCAGAGACAGGUGAGUUUAAAGUGGUAUUAAAACCAAAAACCUUGUUUGCAACACUUAGAAGAUU
Messenger RNA from Staurois parvus, 472 nucleotides. The record is from the annotation of a GenBank genome assembly. NCBI's taxonomy places the organism in Eukaryota, Metazoa, Chordata, Amphibia, Anura, Ranidae.